Messenger RNA from Otolemur garnettii (small-eared galago), 2262 nucleotides. RefSeq names its product BTB domain containing 2 (gene BTBD2). Gene Ontology annotation, cellular component: P-body; cytosol. Gene Ontology annotation, molecular function: protein binding. Gene Ontology annotation, biological process: neurogenesis. NCBI's taxonomy places the organism in Eukaryota, Metazoa, Chordata, Mammalia, Primates, Galagidae. The transcript is spliced from 9 exons. Bases 149 to 1282 code for a protein of 377 amino acids. The record is from RefSeq and is a predicted model, not a curated record.
CAAGCCCACCGUGCAGGAGCGCUUCGCCUUCCUCUUCAACAACGAGGUGCUGUGCGACGUGCACUUCCUGGUGGGCAAGGGGCUCAGCUCCCAGCGCAUCCCAGCGCACAGGUUUGUGCUGGCUGUGGGCAGUGCUGUUUUCGAUGCGAUGUUCAAUGGGGGAAUGGCCACCACAUCCACUGAGAUCGAGCUGCCUGAUGUGGAGCCGGCUGCCUUCCUGGCCCUGCUGAAAUUUCUCUACUCAGACGAAGUUCAGAUUGGCCCGGAGACAGUGAUGACCACGCUGUAUACCGCUAAGAAGUAUGCAGUGCCCGCGCUGGAGGCCCACUGUGUGGAGUUUCUAAAGAAGAAUCUCCGAGCUGACAAUGCCUUCAUGCUCCUUACGCAGGCACGACUCUUCGAUGAGCCACAGCUGGCUAGCCUGUGCCUAGAGAACAUCGAUAAGAACACCUCGGAUGCCAUCACUGCGGAGGGCUUCACUGACAUUGACCUGGACACACUGGUGGCUGUUCUGGAGCGUGACACUCUGGGCAUCCGGGAGGUGCGGUUGUUCAACGCUGUUGUCCGUUGGUCUGAGGCUGAAUGUCAGCGGCAGCAGCUGCAGGUGACACCUGAGAAUAAGCGGAAGGUUCUGGGCAAGGCCCUGGGCCUCAUCCGCUUCCCACUGAUGACCAUCGAGGAGUUUGCUGCAGGCCCCGCGCAGUCAGGCAUCCUGGUUGACCGCGAGGUGGUCAGCCUCUUUCUGCACUUCACUGUCAACCCCAAGCCCCGCGUGGAGUUCAUUGACCGGCCGCGCUGCUGCCUGCGUGGGAAGGAGUGCAGCAUCAACCGCUUCCAGCAGGUGGAGAGCCGCUGGGGCUACAGCGGCACCAGUGACCGUAUCAGGUUCUCGGUCAACAAGCGCAUCUUCGUGGUGGGCUUUGGGCUCUACGGAUCUAUCCAUGGACCCACCGACUACCAAGUGAACAUUCAGAUCAUCCACACGGAUAGCAACACCGUCCUGGGCCAGAAUGACACAGGCUUCAGCUGUGAUGGCUCAGCUAGCACCUUCCGUGUCAUGUUCAAGGAGCCAGUGGAGGUGCUGCCCAAUGUCAACUACACAGCCUGUGCCACACUCAAGGGCCCAGACUCCCAUUAUGGCACCAAAGGCCUACGCAAGGUGACCCAUGAGUCACCCACAACGGGGGCCAAGACCUGCUUCACCUUCUGCUAUGCUGCUGGGAACAACAAUGGCACGUCCGUGGAAGACGGUCAGAUCCCCGAGGUCAUCUUCUACACCUAGGCUUCCCACCACACUGCCAUCCAGUCGGGGGACUGCCAGGUCCCCAAGGUCAUCCUCCACAUGUAGGCUGCCCCAUGCUGUGCCCCCAGCCUGGCUGUCCUUGGCCAUCUGUCCACUCCCUGUCACCUUUCUGAGCGUCAUGAAAGGGGCUGCCCUUUGUCCAAGGUGACGAAUGAGGCUGCUUAUUUCGCAGAAGCAGGGGAGGUGGCCAGGCUGGGGCCCUUUGAGACAAUCCCUCAGGACCCAGGGCUGGGCUGUACUCGCCCUGCCCAAGCAGGCCUGAGCCAGGGUUAGCAGCCCCUGCAGCUCAGGGCUCAUGGAGGGUGUUUCAUGUUUAUUCUAUUAACUGCACAUGGCAAUGCACUUGGGAUCCCAUUUCUCUGCUAGGCGACGCUGUGUGGGGCUCCUCAAGCCGUGGGUGUGGGUCUUGUGCUCCUUUUGUCCUUGAUUCAUCAGGCACAAGGAGCCCCACCUGCUGUGUGCCCCAAGGCCAACUCACCCCGGGAUUUUGGCCUGAGGGUGGAGCUGGAGCCCUGUACUGUCCUGGCAUUGGUGUCCCGUUAGGUCCAGCCCCAGCCCAGAGGGCCAAUGGUUUGCGCUUUCCCUUCUCAUCCACCUGCGGGACCCAACCAAGGGCCAGUGCUAUCUAGCCUCUCUGGACAGGCUCUUCCUAGUCCCUGCAGCUGAGGGCAGGGCCUCAGGUCCUGUGUACUUGGGGUUGGGCCCCAGCAGGUCCCCAGCAGGUCCCCAGCAGGCCUGCCCCUCUGUACAUACUGUAGCCCAGCCUGCCCUGCCCGACCACCGAGUCAGCACUCGCCCUGAGGUGCUGGAGGGACAGCCCCUCCCCACCCCAUGUGUUUCUGCCCCAGUGACCCGUUCUGGAACCUGCGUCCUCCCCAAAGCCAUGGAACGUGUGUGUGUCCUCACACCACGGCCCAAAUGAUUUUUUUUAAUAAAGGAAAGAAACACACCUUCCCUGA